Hibiscus syriacus is the source of this 889-nucleotide messenger RNA. RefSeq names its product probable methyltransferase At1g27930. Bases 41 to 862 code for a protein of 273 amino acids. The transcript has a single exon. Lineage: Eukaryota; Viridiplantae; Streptophyta; Magnoliopsida; Malvales; Malvaceae. The record is from RefSeq and is a predicted model, not a curated record. Gene Ontology annotation, biological process: xylan biosynthetic process.
AAAAAGGGUAAAUGUCUAUUUUAGAUUUCAGGUCUGAGCAAUGAAAUUCCCCGCAAGAAAACUACUGCCUGCGCUUAUUUUCAUCCUCUCAUGCUUUUCCGUCCUUAGACUUCUCAAACUUGCAAUUACUUAUUCCGAUACUUGGUCUCGAACCGCUGCUUUGUCGUCAUCGCUUGGACGGGAGUGUUCGUCGCCUUCCGAAUGCAGUAAGAUCCGGUUGAAUGCAGCCAAUGAGACCCUUCUCACCCCGAAGGAGUUGAUGCUUGUUUCGAAUCUCAUUACCAGUAAAGCACCUUGUAACCUACUUGUUUUCGGCCUUCAAUCGCAGUACCUGGAUCUCGCAUCGAUGAAUGCCGGAGGGAUCACUCUUUUUCUCGAGGAUGAUCUUUACAGGAUAAGCAAAAUUAAAUCCGAUUCUAACCGGACUCGGAUUUAUAAGGUGAAGUACCAAGUGCCUGCUAAGAAGGCAUACAAGCUACUCAAACAUGCCAGGGGAAAUCCAGCUUGCAACCCAAGCAUAAAUCUGUUGCAACAAUCAAGUUGCAAACUGGCAUUGACGGAUUUACCAAAACAAGUGUAUGAGCUUAAAUGGGAUGUCGUGGUGGUGGACGGGCCUAUCGGGGACACACCGGAUGCCCAGGGAAGGAUGUCAACUAUCUACACUGCAAGCAUGUUGGCAAGAGCAGCCGGGAAUACGACCAACGUCAUGGUGCACGACGUUCACCGGACGAUCGAGAAAUGGUUUUCUUGGGAAUUCCUGUGUGAAGAGAAUAUGGUUUCUGCUAAGGGGAAGUUAUGGAACUUCAGGAUCGCCGGUGAAUCCAAUUCCACAAGCUUUUGCUCUUCCACAUGGCUCAUAUAGAGUAACGCCCUCGUGCAAUUACGUAAU